ACUUGCUUAGACAAUAAUGCAAACGGCAAACCAGAAUUUGAGUCAAACACUUCCCUCCAGCUAUAUAUAGCUAGGUUUCCUUCCGUAAAUGGCUUCAGGUAGAUCUCAUUCCAGUCUCCGACACGACAUUGAUGCUACUCACGAACAUGAAUAUGGUUACCAUCCCAGUAAUCCUACACAAGUUCAUGAGAUUGAAACAGUUGCCAGAGGAGAUUCCUUCCAAAAUCAAAACCGGAACCAUGUAGUUCCGGUCACUGAAGGUGAUGAGGGUGCUUCGUUGACAUGGAAAGAUUUGUGGGUGACGAUACAGGGAAGAACCUGCAGAUCAAUCCUCCAAGGGCUAACUGGUUAUGCCACACCAGGACAGCUCUUGGCUAUAAUGGGUCCUUCUGGUUGUGGCAAGUCUACUCUUCUUGAUGCUUUGGCAGGGAGACUCAGUUCAAACACAAGGCAAACAGGGGAGAUCCUAAUCAAUGGACAUAAACAAGCACUAGCAUAUGGAACUUCUGCAUAUGUGACACAAGAUGAUGCUAUAAUCACAACAUUAACAGUUGAAGAAGCCGUAUACUACUCAGCUCAGCUGCAAUUACCAGACUCUAUGUCUAAGUCGGAGAAGAAAGAGAGAGCACUAGCGACAAUAAGAGAGAUGGGUUUGCAAGACGCCGUGAACACGAGGAUUGGAGGUUGGGGAGACAAAGGUCUCAGUGGUGGCCAAAAGAGAAGAGUCACCAUUUGCAUUGAGCUUCUUACACGACCAAAGCUUCUCUUUUUGGAUGAACCCACAAGCGGGCUUGAUAGCGCGGCGUCUUACUAUGUGAUGAGCAGAAUUGCAAAUCUUGGUCAUAUAUCUUCUCCAAGGACUAUAAUUGCUUCCAUCCAUCAGCCAAGCUCAGAAGUCUUUCAACUCUUUGACAAUCUUUGUCUGCUGUCUUCGGGUAAAACUGUAUAUUUUGGUCCCGCUUCUGCAGCGAAUGAGUUUUUUGCUUCAAGUGGUUUCCCAUGUCCAACUCUCCAAAAUCCAUCAGAUCACUUCCUCAAGACCAUAAACAAAGAUUUUGAUCAGGACAUUGAGCAAGGGAAAGCUGGAAUCACAACCACAGAGGAAGCCAUUGGUACUCUAAUAAACUCUUACAAAUCAUCUGAAAGUUAUCACCAACUUCAAAGACAUAUAGCUGAACUACAUAAGAAGGAUUGCGAACCAUUAGAAAGGAGAAGCCAUGCGGGCUUUCUUACACAAUGUUCCGUGCUUACAAGAAGAUCCUCCGUGAACAUGUACAGAGAUCGAGGUUACUACUGGUUGCGCCUUAUUAUCUACAUCGGUAUAGCUCUAGGCUUAGGCAUUGUCUUCCAUGAUCCUGGACAUACUUAUGGAUCGAUCCGGGCAAGAGGCUCUAUGCUUAUGUUUGUAGCUUCAUUUCUAACUUUCAUGGCCAUUGGUGGGUUUCCUUCCUUUGUUGAAGACAUGAAGGUAUUUCAACGAGAGAGAUUAAACGGGCAUUAUGGUGUUAGUGCAUUUGUUUUUGGCAACACCUUUUCCUCGGUGCCUUUCUUGAUGUUAAUUUCACUGAUUCCUGGAGCAACAGCAUAUUACGUUACUGGGCUUCGCAGUGGAUUUGAACACUUCCUCUACUUUGCUUGUGCACUAUUUGCUUGCAUGAUGCUGGUUGAGAGCCUAAUGAUGAUAGUUGCGAGCAUCGUGCCGACUUUCCUCAUGGGCAUAAUAGCUGGUGCUGGAAUCCAAGGUGUAAUGAUGUUAUGCGGUGGAUUCUUCCAGCUACCAAAUGAUCUUCCAGAUGUUGUGUUCAAGUACCCAUUAUAUUACAUUUCUUUCCACAAGUAUGCAUUCCAGGGAAUGUAUAAGAAUGAAUUUGCAGGAACAAGAUAUCCGAACGACAAUCAGCUCGGAAUGAGUUCCUCUGAAUGGCUCAGUGGUGAACGCAUUUUGAAAGAUAUAUGGCAGCUGGAAACCGGUUACUCCAAAUGGGUAGAUCUGGCUAUCUUGCUAGGAAUGGUAGUUCUGUAUCGAGUUUUGUUCUUCGUUUUCAUCAAGACCGCUGAGAAAAUGAAGACUAUUACCUCAUUUGUUCUGUCCGUGGCUCCCAAGCGAAGCACGCAAGUACUGGUGAAUCCCCCCUCUACUCCAUUGCAUGGUGACAGCGCUUAUAACAAUGCACGAGAACAGAACUGAAAUUAAUUGGAUCUUCUUUAAAUUAUCUCUCUUUAGAACCAUGCAGUAAUAAUCUAGUUUGGAGCCAGAUGAAGUUCUUACCUUUUUUAUUUUUUAUUUUAUUUUUUUUAUCAGAUAAACAACUCACACCACAAGGAAAAUUCAAUCAGACAACCGCUUUUCACUGUCA
This is a messenger RNA of Rosa chinensis, 2357 nucleotides long. RefSeq names its product ABC transporter G family member 1. The record is from RefSeq and is a predicted model, not a curated record. Bases 89 to 2188 code for a protein of 699 amino acids. Gene Ontology annotation, molecular function: ATP hydrolysis activity; ABC-type transporter activity; ATP binding. Gene Ontology annotation, cellular component: membrane. NCBI's taxonomy places the organism in Eukaryota, Viridiplantae, Streptophyta, Magnoliopsida, Rosales, Rosaceae. The transcript is spliced from 8 exons.